AUGGCAUCCUUAGAUUUGAUCAAUCAGGCUCCUGUGGGAACUAAACUUUGGAUCCUCCAUCUUGGUAUACUCGAAUGUGAUGAUGGCUGGUUCAUCCGUGCAGCAAACGCCUCCUCGCUAUCUAACCCCAAUCCUGUAAACAAGCGCCGCAGACUUGUCAUGCUCGGUAUCCUUAUCGAACAUCCGACUGAAGGCCUCAUUCUAUAUGAAACUGGCGGUGGAGAAGACUACCCCAAUCUCGCGGGUGCACACGUUCAAGACGUCUUCUCACGAGUCGACUACGACAAGUCUAUGAACCUUGACGAACAAAUCGCCUUGACUGGCCACAAGAUUGAAGACGUAAAGAUGGUCAUCAUAGGGCACUUACACCUCGAUCAUUCUGGCGGCCUAGACCAUUUUAGAGGCAAAAACAUACCUGUUUACGUUCAUGAGCUCGAACUCAAACACGCCUUCUAUAGUGUCGCUACCAAGACUGAUCUUGGCGUUUACCUCCCUCAUUACCUUACUUUCGAUAUCAACUGGGUUCCCUUCCAUGGCGCAUACUAUGAGAUUGCUCCCGGCAUCAACUUGCACCAUGCACCUGGACACACACCCGGACUAACGAUCAUGCAGGUGAAUUUGAAGGAAAGCGGGACCUGGAUCUUCACGAGCGAUCAGUAUCACGUCAAGGAGAACUUUCAGGACAGUAUACCACAAGGCUGGUUAGCAAGAGAUCACGAUGCGUGGGUUCGGAGUCAUCAGAUGAUCAAGGGAUUGCAGAAGAGAACGAAUGCGAAGGUCUUGCUGGGCCAUUGUUUGGAUACGAUUAAAGAGUUGGGUGUUGACUUUGCCCCUACGACUUAUAAGUGA
This is a messenger RNA of Alternaria arborescens, 849 nucleotides long. RefSeq lists its product as hypothetical. The record is from RefSeq and is a predicted model, not a curated record. Bases 1 to 849 code for a protein of 282 amino acids. The transcript has 3 exons. NCBI's taxonomy places the organism in Eukaryota, Fungi, Ascomycota, Dothideomycetes, Pleosporales, Pleosporaceae.